Molecule: messenger RNA, 5063 nt
Organism: Trematomus bernacchii (emerald rockcod)
Lineage: Eukaryota; Metazoa; Chordata; Actinopteri; Perciformes; Nototheniidae
Gene: phf8
Product: PHD finger protein 8
Exons: 22
Coding region: 488-3568 (1026 amino acids)
Biological process (GO): protein demethylation; regulation of transcription by RNA polymerase II
Molecular function (GO): histone demethylase activity; transcription coregulator activity
Source: RefSeq, a predicted model, not a curated record
AAGCAGACAGCGACAAGCAACCGUCUGACGCUGCAGCCUUUGAAAUGGCGUUGAUGUAGUUCAAUACGCCGCUAUUUGUAGUUAUUGUGCUCGUUUUUGUCGCUUCAGGUUGUAGUUUUCCGGUCCAGUUUAAAUUUCUGGACCUGAACUCUAUAUUAGUGCAUUACGAAUUGAAUAAAAAAAGAUGUGGAUAAGCAAAUUGUUUAUAAUUUACGUUGCAUAAUAAGGCCGGAUCUACCCCCGACCUUGCGUAGGGAUUACAACGGCUUUCGGAUGCUCGGCCUGCCGCAGCUAGAUUCUGGUUUCCAAGAGAAUCACGGUGGACAUGUGUACCAGUAACAUCACUUUGGAAGUAGAGUUACAGAAACAUCAUAUUUUUUGCAUAAUUUAAAAUCACAUUUCUUUUAUAAAUAUAUCAUCCCACCUGCAUAAUAUUUUGACAACGUAACUUUAAUAAUAGUAGAAAGCUGAUUCCCUCUCACUCAAUAUGGCAUCGGUGCCACUGUACUGCUUGUGUCGCCUGCCUUAUGAUGUGACACGCUUCAUGAUCGAGUGUGACAUUUGUCAAGACUGGUUCCAUGGAAGCUGUGUUGGAGUAGAGGAGGACAAAGCAGCUGAGAUUGACCUGUAUCACUGCCCCAACUGUCAGGUCACCCAUGGGCCAUCUGUCAUGCGCAAACGCCGUGGAGGCAACAAGCAGACAGAUGGUGGCGCUGCAGCAAGGGAUCCAAGUCGGCCUGUUAAGACAGGCAGCCCACAGUUUGUUAGGGAGUUACGGAGCCGCACCUUCCCAGGUGCGGAUGAAGUUUUGCUCAAGCCGUCGGGGGCCCAGCUGACAGUCGAGUUUCUGGAAGAGCAUUCAUUCAGCGUUCCUGUCAUGGUGCUGAGGCGGGAUGGCCUAGGCAUGACCCUUCCUCCGGCAUCAUUUGGCGUCAGCGAUGUAGAGCAGUACAUUGGUUCAGACAGACAGAUUGAUGUGAUUGAUGUUUCUCGCCAAUGUGACAUGAAGAUGCGGUUGGGGGACUUUGUUGAAUACUACAACAGCCCCAAUAGAGAGAAAGUACUGAAUGUUAUCAGUCUGGAGUUCUCUGAGACCAGGCUCUCAAACUUGGUGGAGACUCCAAAGAUUGUAAGAAAACUGUCAUGGGUGGAAAACCUCUGGCCUGAAGAGUCUGUGUUUGAACGCCCCAAUGUGCAGAAGUACUGUCUAAUGGGAGUCAAGGACAGCUACACAGACUUUCACAUUGACUUUGGAGGCACCUCAGUAUGGUACCAUGUCCUCAGGGGCGAGAAGAUAUUCUACCUUAUUUCCCCCACCACAGCCAACUUGGCACUUUUUGAGCGGUGGAGUUCCUCGUCUAACCAGAAUGAGAUGUUCUUUGGAGACCAGGUUGAUAUGUGUUACAGGUGCUCGGUCAAACAAGGAAACACAUUGUUCAUACCAACAGGGUGGAUUCACGCUGUGCUGACUCCAGUGGACUGCCUUGCCUUCGGAGGGAACUUCUUGCAUAGUCUCAACAUUGACAUGCAGUUGCGGGCAUAUGAAAUAGAGAAGAGAUUAAGCACAGCAGAGUUGUUCAGAUUUCCCAACUUUGAGACCGUGUGCUGGUAUGUUGGAAAGCACCUUCUUGAUACAUUCAGAGGUUUAAGAGAAAACCGCAGACAUCCUGCCACUUACCUGGUCCACGGAGCAAAGGCCUUAAACAAUGCCUUCCGCGGCUGGACUCGCAAAGAGACUGUAGCAGAUCAUGAAGUGGAGAUUCCAGAAACCAUCAAUACUCAGACGUUAGUGAAGGACCUGGCCAAGGAGAUCCGUCUGGUUGAGGACAUCUUCCAGCAAAACAUUGGGCGCCCUGGACCUCAGUUUCCUGGUUCUCCACUCUCCAAAGCUCCUCUGACCACCUCUCAGAAUUCAGCACGCCCCCCUGGAAAAAAGAAAGGAACCAAGCCCAAGGAAUUGAUGGGGGGACUUGGGCCCCCUGUAACCAAGAAGAAGAGUCAGAAGGGGCUUAUUAAGGCAGAAGCAGGAGAGCUCGACCUCAUUGAGAUCCACACCAAACACACACUCAAAAAAUGUCAACCUGGCAAGUCAAAAAACAAAAACAAGCUGGAGUUGCCUUUAGAGGAGUUUGAAGGGAAGAUAAACAAAAGCAAACUGAAACUUGUGCUGACCAAUGGAAAAAUCCAAGGUAAAAAGGGUGGCAGCAGAAAUGGUGCAGGAAGGGCAGGAAAGUUCAAACAUCUUGUGAUGGAGGGAUCUAGCAUGUCUGAGUUGGAGUCUGAGGAUGAGCUGCAGAUUGACGAGACCCCUCCUCCACGGCGCAAGCCUGCAGGACCCAACAAGAAAAAGAAACUAAGCGGUCUUCCAAGGAAGCUGCCCAGAGCCAAACCUUGCUCUGACCCCAAUCGCAUCAGGGAGCCAGGGGAGGUAGACUUUGACAUUGAGGAGGAUUACACCACAGAUGAAGAGGCACUAGCUGCCCACGGGGUGAAGGGUGGCGCGGGGGGCAUUCUGGACUUAUUGAAGGCCAGCAAGCAAGUGGCAGGCUUGGACUCUUCAACACUCAGUGAGGAAGCCCCAGCUUCUCCCAGCACUCGUGAUGCCAUACAGGGUAUGCUGUCCAUGGCCAACCCCCCUUCUUCGUCCUCAUCUUCCUCCUCUUCGUCUCCCCUAUCCAUUUCUGGAGGAUUGACAGAGGGAUUGGGGGUGGUCAAGGAAAAGGGUGGCAAGGCUGUGUGGUUGACUGGAGGGGUGAAAAAGACAAAAACUCCUGAGAAGAAACCUGUCAUCCAGCGGCCCGGGAAACGGCCAAUUAAACGGCCCGUCCGUCACCUCAGUGAGGAGGACAGUCCUGAUGACCAAGAGACUCUCGGCACCUGUUUCAAAGAUUCAGACUAUGUUUAUCCGUCCUUGGAGUCUGAUGAGGAGGACCGUGCUAACAAGGCUAAGAUGAAGCGGAAGAAAAACUGGGAUGACACACCCUGGAGCCCGAAAGCCAGGGUGAUGCCCACCCUUCCCAAACAGGAACGACCUGCCAGGGAAGGAGCUCGAGUCGCCUCUGUAGAGACCGGUCUUGCAGCAGCUGCUGCCAAGCUGGCACAACAAGCUCUGCACCAGGAGCAGCAGAAACCUGCUAAAAGGAAGUACACCAAGAAGCAGCGUCCUCCCGCUCCCGUGGCCCCUCCUCCCCCCGUUCAGGCUGAGCCAGCCCCACCCUCACCACCACCUGCUCCAGAGUCUGCAGCAGACCAAAGCCCAGACAGGAGAAUGGAUUACUUCUCUGCUAGUCUGUUGGACCAUGAAUACACAGCAGGGCCAGGAACUUUUGGCCCUGGGGGCCCUCGAGGCAGCGGAGCACUGGCCCCUGGCGUUUUCCUUACUUCACGGCGACCUUCACUUUCUCCGCAGAACAGCAGCUCUCACUCUGCUACAUCCCCUGCAAGUUUAGCCAGCCAGGGAGCAACAGGAGUUGGUCAAGGAAAACGUCCAAAGAAAGGACUUGCAACUGCAAAACAGAGACUUGGAAAAAUUCUGAAAAUUCACCGAAAUGGAAAACUUCUCUUGUGAGAGAUGUUGGAAUUAUGGCUAAAGACUUUUGAGUGGGAAUGAAGAAAAACGCUUUUGUGAAAGAAGGUCUGAAGGAAAUAGAUAGUUAUCUAUAUUUUUUACUCUAGAUACAUUUGUUUACUGUUUUCACAUGUUAUUGAACCUUUCUAUAUCUUGUCCUACACCAAUCGCUCUGCCCAGCUAAUUGCAACCUGUUUUGGCACCCCAUUUAUCAGAAUAUGCUAGUAUUUUUAGAGGCACAUCUGUGACUCUUGAUGAUCACAUCUUGACAUUGGCAAUGGCAGAUUGUGACAAGUGGACUUUACUUUAACUAGCAUAAUUAAUUGACUGAACCCAAUGGUUUCAUUUAUUCAGAAUUGUUUUAGUUUAUUUGUAUUUUAGUGGCUCUAUUUAUGACAGAGAUAUUCCACUGUUCAUCGUACAUUUGAAAAGGGAAAGAAAAACAAAUGGUAAAAUGGUAAGGUAAAAUGAGAUGUCUUUAUAGCCCUCACACACAGUCAUGCAGUUGUAGUCUUCUUUUCAAUGUCAUUUUUACCUCAACAAAACAUAUUCUUGUGUGGUAUGAUGAUGACAGGAUCUUAAUCAUUACACAACUAUAAACUGUUUUGAAAAAAUUCAGUGUAUGCACACACGGUCAGCACCCAGAAAGAUGUUUAUAUAAAACAUUUCCCUUAACAUACUGCAAUUCUACGCAUUAAGUUCAAAGUGCCCGACUGAUGCCAAGAGUAAAAUCCUAGUUUUAUUUAUUUCGAUAUUUAUUUAACAGAGCAGCAUGUUGCCAUCUCCCAACCUGUUUUAACAUAGCAUGCUUUUACCACCUUAACUUUUUGGUCCUUACUUUAAUUAUUUUCAACCACUUAAUACCUGUACAAAAAUGUAUCCCUUGCUUAAUUUUUUGUUAGUAGUUUUUUUACAGUUUAUGUUGUCCUUGUAAAUAAUUGUAAUAUUUGUAAUUUAUAUAGCUACAUUGGAAGAGAAGAACAACAUGGGAUAAAUAGACUAGUUUCAUGCAGGUUUGCAUCGUUUGUGCCCCAAAUGUCGGCAGAAGUCUCGGGCCAGAUAUAGAGAUGUCUUUCCACAGAAUGUACUAGUUAUAGAAUGUUGGCAGAAUUUUAGAUUUAACUGUGUUAAAACAUUGUGAAGGUGCAGGACAUGAAUCGAUAUGUACAUAUUUGUUGUAAUUUAAGUUCUUUUAUAGUCCAAAAACUUUGAAAUAUUUCUUAACAUAACUUGUACAUGAUACAAUGCUGUAUUUGGUAAAUAUCAGAAAUAGUUCAUUUUUUAUAUUUGUACGCAGUAAUUGUCAUUCUUAGUUUGUCAUGUCUUGUCAGUGUAAUAGUUUAAAUGUUCUGGAAAAAAUGCCCUUGUUUGAUUUCAUCCAUUUUGUUUUACAUUAUUAUUGUUGAUAUUCACUCUUGUGUUGAUGUGUACUGUGUUUUAAACAUGAUGUGUAUAAAACGACCUGGAACAGAUAAAAUAUACCUUGGGCAAAAUG